AUGGAUAUUCAAACCUUGUUAAACAACCUUCAUGAAGAAGUAUCAUGUUCUGUGUGUAUGUGCAAGUACACUGAUCCAAAACAGUUGCCGUGCUUGCAUAGUUUUUGCCUUCAUUGCCCGAAUGGGAUUCAACGAACGAAUGGCAGACGAGAUAAAAUUGCGUGCCCGGAGUGUAGACAGGAAUUCAAUGUCCCUGAUAAUGGAAACCUAGCAGCUUUGCCAACAAACUUUCGUAUUAACAGCUUGCUCGAUGUAUUAGCUAUAAGGGAGUGCAACACAACCGGAGUUAAGUGUGGAAAUUGCGACGAAAGAACGAAACAGAGCCAUUAUUGUUUCCAGUGUUGUGCUUUCUGGUGCGAAGAGUGUAUUGGUCUCCACAAUAGAAUCAAGGCCAAUAAAGAUCACUACGCGCUGGCACUAGAAGACUUUCAAGAUCAAGACUUUGAGAACAUUUUAAAGAGGCCAGAAUUUUGUGCAAUGCCAGGCCACGAGAAAAAAGAAAUAGAAUUCUUCUGCAAUAUCUGCAAAGUCGCAAUCUGCAACGCCUGUGCGUUAACGAAUCAUGAUGGGCACGGAAAGAUUCUUCUGGAACAAGCUGCAAAUGAGCGGAAGUUAAGAGUUAAAUCUGCAAUUGAAUCUCAGAGAAAAAGAGCUCAAACAAAGAGAAGCAAAAUCACCACACUUGACAAAAGCCUCAGUGAGGUUCAAGAACAAGCUGCUCGUGUGAAGAGAAACGUACAAGAGUAUGCUGACAGCAUCAUUGCAGCCAUUGAAGCAAAGAAACUGGAGAUCUUUGAUGACGUGGAACGAAGGACAAACGCAUCUCUUCAAGAAAUUGGGAAUCAAAAGAAACAGAUUGAAGAACAAGUUAAACGACAUGAAUCAGAAACAGAAAAUACCGAAACACUUUUAAAGCGAAGCACAAGCGCCCAACUCAUGCAGCCGAACGAACUGAUGGACAAAAUAUUAAAGGAAGAAAACAACCAAGAAAACAGAAGUGAUAGUGAUGACUGUUCAUUUCAGAAAUUUGAUUUUGUGAAGAAUCACAAGUUAUUUGAACUUGUAAGCGCUGAACAAAUUGGCUCCCUUAAAACAAGAGCUCAACUAUCAAGUGCUGAUGGAAAAGGGAUCAAUGAAGCAUUUGUUGGACUUGAAGCACAGCUUGUUGUGACAACAAGAAACGCGGAAGGCCAACAGUUUCACGACGAUUGCGACUCCGUAACACUGGAAGUCAGUAAUCGUCAAGGCGAUAACUGCGCAGCUGAAGUGCAAGUCAAAGAUUUCAAAGAUGGUAGUUACAAGAUCAAAUACUAACGGUUUCUUUGUCCUUGUACGUCACGUAGUCACUUCCAAUUACCUCUUGUAUAGGCACCGUCGGGAAAACUCCAAGUUCAGUUUGGGUCUGUCAAGUCUGGACACAAUAGAAAACCUCUUGUUUAUAAGCAGCGUCCUUGGGGGGUAGCAGUAAAUGAACAAGAUCAAAUUUCAGUGAGUGACGUUGGUAACCAUAAGAUUCAUUUAUUUAAGAGCGAUGGAACUCAUAUUAAAUCUUUUGGUGGAAAGGGUACUCAGCACGGUGAGUUUGAAUUCCCCUCCGGGACAGUGUAUCAUGGUGACAAUAUUAUUGUAGCUGAACAGAGUAACCACAGAGUUCAAGUGCUAAGUAGACAGAGGGGAUACUUUCGCCACUUUGGGGGAGAAGGAAGUCUUGAUCACCAACUUAACUUUCCUGCUGGUUUAUAUAUUAACAGUGAUGGCAAUAUCAUUGUAGCUGAUAGGUUAAACAAAUUAAUCAAGAUCUUUUCUGCUGAUGGGCAGUUUUUAAAUAAAAUCGGCACAGAGGGCUCUUUCAUUGAACCCUUUCACUGUAUCCAACGUAACAACUAUCUUAUAGUAUCAGACAAAGGUGAUCAUUCUAUAAAAUGCUUUGAUAGAAAGGGUAACUUCCUUUACAAAUUUGGGAAGCAGGGAAAUGCAGACGGGGAGUUUAAGCUGCCUCACUGCUUGUCCAUGAACAAGGCAGGACACUUGAUGGUUUGUGAUCAUAUUAAUCACAGGAUUCAGGUGUUUGAUCUGAGUGGAAAGUUUGUCGCUAAGUUUGGAACAAAAGGAAGCGGGAUGGGAGAGUUUAAUCAACAGAUCUCAGCAGCAGUUCUCAGUGAUGGUAAAAUAGUUGUGUCUGACUUCAGAAACAGUCGUAUUCAGAUUUUUGAAUGA
Messenger RNA from Porites evermanni, 2217 nucleotides. The record is from the annotation of a GenBank genome assembly. Lineage: Eukaryota; Metazoa; Cnidaria; Anthozoa; Scleractinia; Poritidae.